Messenger RNA from Drosophila sulfurigaster albostrigata, 3119 nucleotides. RefSeq names its product dihydroxyacetone phosphate acyltransferase (gene Dhap-at). The record is from RefSeq and is a predicted model, not a curated record. Gene Ontology annotation, biological process: ether lipid biosynthetic process. Gene Ontology annotation, molecular function: glycerone-phosphate O-acyltransferase activity. The transcript is spliced from 4 exons. Lineage: Eukaryota; Metazoa; Arthropoda; Insecta; Diptera; Drosophilidae. Bases 10 to 2292 code for a protein of 760 amino acids. Gene Ontology annotation, cellular component: peroxisome; peroxisomal membrane; mitochondrial membrane.
GCGUCGUCGAUGGCCACCACGCAACAACAAAACAACAACAAUAUAAGAAAACAAAUAUCGACCCGCACUGUCGCUGCAGCAGCAGCUGUGAGUGGGUUAAAAACUAAAAACUGUAGGCAGAUAGAGAAUAUGGAAAUGAGUUCCGUCAGCCAGGAAACUGAAACAGCCGCUUCGAGUGGUGAAUCAUCAUCAAUAUCGCCUGGCGAUUAUAUGAAGCAAUUCAAGAACAUCAUUGCGCCGGGCAACGAGACAUCCAUGACCAGAGAAUUCAAGCCUCAGGUGGCCUACGAAUUUGAACGAUACUCGAAUCCCCAGCAGCUGAAACAGUUUGUGCUGCGUAGCGAGAAGCUGCGCUCACUCCUCGAGCAUUAUUCGCAGGAAACAAAACAGCCGCUGCGUCAGCUGGAGCAGCAGGCACGUGCCAUUAUAGAUGAGAUUGGACUGGAUCGGAAUAUGGCUAUCAUUCGUUGGUGUGGCAUUGCCAUCACAGCGAUUGGGAAACGCAUCUGCGAUGGCAUCUAUGUGAACUCAGAGAGCAUGGCCAAUGUGCGCAAGGAUAUGGGCAAGUGUCCAGUGCUUUAUUUGCCCAGCCAUCGCAGCUAUAUGGAUUUCAUACUGAUGAGCUACAUUUGCUACUACUACGACAUUGAGAUACCUGGAAUUGCGGCCGGCAUGGACUUUCACUCGAUGUUUGGCAUGGGAACCAUGCUUCGCAAAACGGGCGCCUUCUUCAUGCGACGCUCCUUCUCGAACGACGAGCUUUACUGGGACAUCUUCAGGGAGUACAUGUAUGCCCUCGUUGCCAACUAUCACAUCGGCGUGGAGUUCUUCAUCGAGGGUACACGCUCGCGCAACUUCAAAGCAUUAGUGCCCAAGGUGGGGCUCUUGUCCAUGGCAUUGUUGCCCUAUUUCACUGGCGAGGUGCCUGACGUGAUGAUUGUACCGGUUAGCGUCGCCUAUGAGCGUGUGCUCGAGGAGCAAUUGUUUGUCUACGAGCUGCUGGGCGUGCCCAAACCCAAAGAGUCCACCAAGGGUUUCUUCAAGGCAUUGAAAAUCAUUGACGAGCGCUUUGGCAAAAUGUUUCUGGACUUUGGUACUCCGAUUUCGGCACGUGAGUUCUUUGGCCAUGAAAGCGGUGAUCGCAUUCAGCGUGCUGGUCUCGGUGGCUCGCUGCAGAAGCUGAAUCGUCAGGAGAUUGAGCUGGUCAAGCAGCUGGCCAAUGAGAUUAUCUAUCAACAGCAGCGUCGCAUCGUCAUCAGCACCUUCAAUAUGCUGAGUUUGUUCUAUGCCAGCAAACUCUAUGGUCAACUCAGCGUGAAUCUCGACGAACUGGCACGUGGUAUACUGCAUCUGAAGCGCAUCUUUGAGCAGCUGGGCGCCCAUGUCAGCACACGCAGCAGCAACAUCAAGUCUGACAUCAUUGAUGCCGUGGAGAUUCAUGGCAAUAUUUUGCAAUUCCGCGUGGGACGCUUGCAGUUUACGCCACUGGCAGCUGAUCAGUUGGCAGCCAAGAUCGAUGUGAAACGGCUGAAGGCACACGCUCUGAGUCCUGAGACUAUGGCUGUGGCUGUGCCGAUGUUGGCGCUGCAACUCUAUGUUAAUCCCUGCAUGUUUUGGAUGGCACGUCCCGCUUAUCUCUUGCUCGCUGCGUUGAAGGAGCAGCGACGUCAACAUAUGGAGGAUGUGGUUGGUACAUAUGAGAGCACGUUAUCGGCCCUGCAUAAUCAUGUGACCAGCAUGGAUGCACUGUUCCAACAUGAGUUUAUUGUUGAAUCGAAUCGCGAGGCAGUGGAAUUUGAAACGCAUUUGCAGUUGCUGCUAGAUGAACGCGCUCUGGAGCUGGACAAGCAAACGGGCAGGAUUAGAGUGCAGGAUAACGAAUGUUCUCGCGUUAUACUUGCCGCGUUGGCGCCAUUCCUCUGCCUCUAUUAUCAGUUGGCAGUGACGAUUCGUCAGUUGUCCGAAGAUGGGGAGUUUAGUUCGAAGGAGUUGCUGGUGCGCGUGCAACAGUAUGUGGAGAAAUUGUUGCAACAACCGGGCGGAGCGGCAGCUCAUGUGCAUCCAUAUUGUCUGGCCCUCGACAACCUGAAUAUUGCCAUUUAUGCGCUUGUACAGAGCGGAUAUCUGCACAAAUCCCGCGAGACGGGUCUGAUGCGAGUCGCCUCAGCGACUUCGGACAAGUGCCUGAGGCAGCUGGAACUGCAACUGCUGGAGUAUUGCCAGCUGAUGCCAUUUGCCCAAUACUCGACGGCGGCCAACGAACAGGCCCAAUCACAUAUAGCCAAAUUAUAACUGACAAAUGGCAAGCGAUCGUCGGUCGUUGGUGGACGUCUGCCGAUUGCGAUUCCAUUGUUAGCACAGUACAAUUCAUAUGGCAUAGUAUCACAAUUCAUUCAAUUCAUUGUCAGCUUGCUCAAGAAUUGUCGCAUCAUUUGCAUUUUGUUUGUUUUUGUACUUGUGGCGCCGCUUUGGCAGCUGCUCCUCUGGCUCAUUGCAUCCACGUGCACGUCCACGUCCACGUAGGCAUCGCCAAUGGUCGUCGUAUGUAUGUAAGUAUAAAUAAGGGGAAGUGGUAUCUUAUGGUGUGGUCGGGAGGGGGAGGGGCUUCUUUUUUAGUCAUUUAGCGAUUAAGAAUAAUUGAUAUUUUGCCCUGUCGCCAUAUGUCAAACAAAAAAAAAGACAUUUAACACAGUCAAUUGCAGUACGGCAACAAAUUACGAUUUUUCUAGAACGUAAAGCAGUUUUUUAGAUAGACAUCCCAACGACAUGCAUGGCAAGUUUUCUAUAUUCUUGAAUAUGUUUAAGCGAAUAUUGGAACUUGACCGAAACCCUUGAACCAAUUUAUUUUAAUGCACCGUAUAUUGAAGAAAAAACAUUCUCUUCGGUAUUCAACAUUUCUCGAUCGGUUAUUGAGAUUCUAACACAUUUUUUAUUAUUUAGUCUUUUAGUUAGAAAUGCCAAGGGAAUUUUUUAAGCUGUCAAAUAAUUCUCUGGCUGGUUAGCAACAGCUUGCCAUAAACAGUUGUACAAUAUUGUGUCAAUAAUUGCAAUUUCAUAUAAUUGCACAUUUAAGUUAAUUAAAAUUUCUCUUAACCAGGGCCAGUAACUAUUAUGAUUUU